AUGUGGCGACUCGACGCUAACCAGCCCCGUGUUGGUGAGAUCCUCCAAAGCAAAUGGCAGCUGCAGGAGCCAGUUAAACAAGGCGAACAUCGAUCGACAGAGGUCAUUGGCGGGAUUGAAGCGCUGCUAUCUCAGGACAUGAACGUGAUCAAGGCACUGAUGAAACAUCGUUCAAGCCAUGUGCUGCAACUUCAAGGCCUCGGUCGCCGGCAAAAGCGGUACAAGUGGAUGGCGACUGAGCUUGGAGGCACGAGCUUAAUGCGACUGCAGAAAACGCUCCCAGGGCAGCGCUUUUCUACCAGGACUGCGUUGUUUUUGGCCUAUAUGACACUGGAGGCAAUCGAGCAUGUCCACAAAGUUGGGUACGGUUCGUCAGAUGUUUUCUUGUACGUACACAGAAACAUCACACCCGGACAUUUCCUAAUCGGCAAGCCUCCUUUCGUCAGACGAUUGUACAUCGUCAGUUUUUGCAACGCCAGGAAAUACUGGGGCAGUGAUGACAAACAUUUGCCUGAACGUCGUAGAAUCGCUUUCAAGUCCACCCAACGCUACGCAUCACCAAAUGCGCUUCGUCUGAAAGACCAAAGCCGCAGAGACGAUCUAAUAUCAUGGUUCUUCAUGGUUGUCGAAUUUUUUAACGGAUGCCUGCCUUGGACAACGGAAGAAGUUGAUUUCCGAAAGCCCGUCUUUGCGGUUCAGUAUGAGCAAAUGUUGAAAGUCAUGGCUGAAGAAAGAGAGAAAUUCAUAAGCGUCGAAUUGACCCAGCUGAUUGGGGGAGCGCCAGUGCAGCUUUAUAGCAUAAUCAACUAUUUAACGACACUUAAAUUUGAUGACAACCCAUGCUAUGCCGUUCUCCGAAAUUUACUUUUCGAAGCCUGUUGCGAAAGAGUGCAAGACCAUGCUCAAAUCCUGGAUUAUGAAACGCCGGAAAUGGUUGAAGCCAGACAGCUUCAGCCAAGUGUCGAAGAAACCUUUACCUCCAGGUCGCUGUCCACCUCCCCAUCCAUAUUAGACCUCUUUGAGAAAGAGGAAACCGGUAACGAUGGCGCCGGUGCUCAACUACAUUCCGAACGAAACGAAGGCAAGAAGCACAUGGGAGCGAAAAGCAAAAAGCAAUAA
Molecule: messenger RNA, 1119 nt
Organism: Soboliphyme baturini
Lineage: Eukaryota; Metazoa; Nematoda; Enoplea; Dioctophymatida; Soboliphymatidae
Source: the annotation of a GenBank genome assembly